AUGGCCAGCGACCUUGAGCACCUUCCCAUAGGGAGACAAUGCUUGCGUGAGGACCUCGCUGGGGGCGCGGCACGGCUGGAACAGAACGGUGACUUGAGUGACUUGGGGUCCCAAGGGUACGACAGCAACGCGCUCUCCUCUGAUGAUGAGGUGGGACGCAUCGACGAUUUGAGCCAGAGCGGACUCACUGCUAAUGGUGACUUGUGGGACGAUACUGGCCUACUGUCUACGAGCAUCUCCAACACCGGUAACACAUGGGAAGUGAGCGUCAAGGUGGCGGAACCAAACCUUCGCGGGGGACCUCUGCAACACCACUACCAACUGGAUCGGUUUCAUGCCCACUGGGGCAAGACCAACAACACCGGCAGCGAGCACCGUGUCGACGGGAAGCAGUAUGCCGGUGAACUGCACUGGGUUCAUUUCAACGCCGACAAGUACAAGUCAUUCGUGGAGGCAGCUUCAUCUGAAGAGGGUCUCGCCGUGGUGGCUGUGUUCUUGGAAGAAGGUGCAGCUAGCCCGCUGCUUCGGAGCGUCGUCGACUGCAUCCCGCACAUCAAGCACAAGGGCAUGAAGCGGGUACUGCAGCAGCCUCUAGACGUCUCCUCACCGAUUCCAACCAGCAGUAGCUACUGGACGUACGAAGGCUCGCUGACGACACCACCGUGGUACGAGAACGUCACCUGGAUUUUAUACAAGCAGCCCACCAAAGUGUCACCCGAACAGUUGGCAGCAUUCCGCACGCUGAUGUCGUACGAGGAGAAAGUCGAUCCGCAGAAGUCAUCCGAUGGUCCAAUUGAGUGCAACGUGCGUGCUCCACAGCCUCUUGUGCGACGCAUCGUGCGGGAGCCCCUGAAGAAACAGGACGACAGAGGCCCUCGUUCAAAGGGGCAGCCUUCUUCUACGGAGUAUUCACAACUUCUGCAAAAGAAGAAAUAA
Molecule: messenger RNA, 936 nt
Organism: Rhipicephalus microplus (southern cattle tick)
Lineage: Eukaryota; Metazoa; Arthropoda; Arachnida; Ixodida; Ixodidae
Product: carbonic anhydrase 1
Cellular component (GO): cytoplasm
Molecular function (GO): zinc ion binding; carbonate dehydratase activity
Source: RefSeq, a predicted model, not a curated record